AUGGGCAAAAAGCGUAUUCUGGUCAGUUAUGGCGUCGACAUUGAUGCAGUGGCGGGCUGGCUGGGCUCAUAUGGCGGAGAAGACAGCACGUCUGAUAUCUCAAGAGGCAUCUGGGCUGGCACACAUGGUACCAGAAGACUCCUCAAGCUCUUCGACAAGUACAACAUCAAAGCAACAUGGUUCAUUCCAGGCCACACCCUUGAGACCUUUCCCGAGGACUGCGCCGCAGUACGAGAUGCCGGACACGAAAUUGGAUUGCACGGCUACAGUCACGAGAACCCAGCAGACAUGACUUUGGAGCAGCAGCGGGAUGUCCUGGACAAGACCUACCGCUUGUUGACCGACUUUUGUGGAAAGCCACCUCGUGGUUCGGUUGCCCCUUGGUGGGAGACCAGUCUAGAGGGCUCUGAGUUGAUGCUCUCGUAUGGUAUCGAAUAUGAUCAUUCCAUGAGUCACGAAGAUUGUCAAAUGUACUGGCUUCGUACUGGAGAUUCGUGGACGAAGAUCGACUAUUCCAAGAAGGCGGAGGAAUGGAUGAAGCCACUCGUUAAGGGUGAGACGACGGGUCUUGUUGAAAUUCCAGGAUCUUGGUACAUUGACGAUCUGCCGCCCAUGAUGUUCAUCAAGAACAGCGCCAACAGCCAUGGGUGGGUAAAUCCUAGAGAUGUGGAAGCAAUUUGGAUGGAUCACUUCGACUACUACUACCGAGAGUUUGACGAGUUUGUUUUCCCAAUGACAAUUCAUCCGGAUGUCAGUGGACGACCUCACGUAUUACUCAUGCACGAGAGAAUCAUCGAACAUAUCAAUAAGCAUGAGGGGGUGGAAUGGGUUACCAUGGAGCAGAUGUGUGAUGAGUUUAAGAAGGCGAAUUCUCCUCCCCCUGGCGCUUUGCUACCUGCGACGAGGGAGGAGGUUGAGAAGCGCUUGAAAUUGCAAUGA
This is a messenger RNA of Zasmidium cellare ATCC 36951, 939 nucleotides long. RefSeq lists its product as uncharacterized. The record is from RefSeq and is a predicted model, not a curated record. The transcript has 4 exons. Gene Ontology annotation, biological process: carbohydrate metabolic process. NCBI's taxonomy places the organism in Eukaryota, Fungi, Ascomycota, Dothideomycetes, Mycosphaerellales, Mycosphaerellaceae. Bases 1 to 939 code for a protein of 312 amino acids. Gene Ontology annotation, molecular function: hydrolase activity, acting on carbon-nitrogen (but not peptide) bonds.